GGUGUUGAUACUUUUUGAAUUUUAAAGCAAAUAAUAAUUUACAGAGUGAUAAUUAUCUUAUUUUCUUGUCCAAAACUGUUGUUGCUUUCGACCGCGAAAAAGAAACCCUUCCUCUCCUCGCGCAAUUUGCGUCCAUGAAAGCUAUCAACCCACCCUCUACACCCAACAUACAUACUCGACGAAAACAAAAUGCCUCCACGAAUGCAAGCCUACGGGGCUGCCCCAAAUAAUAUGGCGUCUCAUUAUCAACAAUAUCCGCCUCAUACACAACCACAUACCGCAGGACUUCCUCCGCCUGGCUCGAUCGGAAAUCAAUUUAUGAGUGCGAACUCCAUGAGCAAUGCAUUCGCAAAUGGAGCUAGUAUGGGUAUACCAGGAGGGUUUUCUGCACCUGGUAUUCCAUUGCAAGGCGGUGGAUUAGCAAGUCAAGCUGCACAAAUGAGCUUCGCUGCAGCACCGUUGCAACAACAAGGGCACAACGGAAUGGCAGAUUCAGGGACGCGGGGUAUACGUGAUAAGGGUAGAAUACGAGAUGUUUGGAAGGGGAAUCUACAUGAGGAGAUGGCAAUUCUGCGGCAGUUAGUGGACAAAUACCCUUAUAUUUCUAUGGACGCAAAAUUCCCUGGAAUCGUUGCUCGACCUAUGGGAUCAUUUAAUGGCAAGGGAGAUUAUCACUAUCAAUGCUUACGAUGCAACGUAGACUUACUGAAACUUAUACAACUGGGCAUAACUUUAUAUUCGGAGGAUGGAGAAUCAUUGCCUGCGACUCCUCCCUCGGACUCGGGACUAGAUCGGAACUCAGCAGGACGAAGAAUUGGUAACGGCAUGGGACAGAUACCUUGCACAUGGCAGUUCAACUUUAAAUUCUCUCUGUCGGAUGAUAUGUAUGCAGAAAAGGGCAUUGACGAAAGGAAGAUUGCCGGCACGGAUUUCAACAGAUUAAAGGAAGAAGGCAUCGAUCCAUUCGAGUUUGGUGCGGUAUUGAUUAGUUCCGGGCUUGUAUGUGAUGAGGAGAAACGUUGGAUCUCAGGGCAUGCUGGCUACGAUUUUGGAUACCUCACAAAGAUUCUGCUUCAAAGACCCUUACCGGAUGACGAAAGAGAAUUCGAUAUGCUCAUGAAAAAGUUCUUUCCAAGUGUAUAUGAUAUCAAAUAUCUCAUGCAACAAGGAACAAUUAUGAACAAAUUAGGUCAGCUUUCUCAUGUCGACGCCGUCACCGCAGAACUCCUUCAACGCACCGAGCGACAUCCCAACAUUGAGACUAUGAUCGACGUCCUCAAAGUUAAACGAGUAGGUGCUGUGCACCAAGCUGGUUCUGAUUCCCUCGUCAACGGUCGAGUCUUUUUCAAACUCCGCGAACGUCUUUUUGACGGCGAGAUUGGAGAUGAGCAUUUAGGUCGUGUCUUCGGUAUCAAUCUCCAAGAAGCUAAUACAGCUGCUACCCAACAAACCACCCCGCAGCAUUACAAUCAAUACCAAGAAAAUACCACUCCGAAUCAAAAUGGUUCAGGAUCGUCGUUUGCGAAUGGCGCACCCAGUACUCCGAACAAUGGAAGUGUAAAUUUAGCAACUACACCUGCGCAUAAUAAUAAUGGAGGAAAUGGUUUAGGUCCGCUAACACCAAGUAAUGGUGGAGGUGCGUUCGGACAUUUCCAAUAUGCAAAUAAGCAGUAAAGAAGAGUUUUGCAAAACUCAACAUUUUCUAGCUAUUGGCAGGAGAAAUUAUACAAACAUACAUUUCCUAGGUUUCCUUGGCAUUUGAAGAAACUGAAGGACGGAGUUCAUGAGGGGUAGGGCUUGGGCGCGUUAUUUGGCUGAACUGAACUGUUUGAUUAAAUGAACGCAACUGCAUCUGCAAAUCACCUGAAAGGAUGGGUUGUAGGGCACUUACUUUUACCUUUGUGAAUCAAUAUCGGUGAAUUCUGGAGCGUCGGGUUUGAUGAGGACGGAAAUUUGUACAGUAUGGAAUUGACUGAUACCUUGUUUGCUUUGGUAUCUGGAUGAGUGCAUCCGAAGUGCUCGUGAUAUCUGUAUUUGUGAUCUCGGAUGUGAUAUUUGAUGUAGUUUGCUUGGGUAUCAAUUCUUUAUUUGCUU
Messenger RNA from Botrytis byssoidea, 2094 nucleotides. RefSeq lists its product as uncharacterized. The transcript is spliced from 2 exons. Gene Ontology annotation, cellular component: P-body; CCR4-NOT complex; CCR4-NOT core complex. Bases 190 to 1674 code for a protein of 494 amino acids. The record is from RefSeq and is a predicted model, not a curated record. Lineage: Eukaryota; Fungi; Ascomycota; Leotiomycetes; Helotiales; Sclerotiniaceae. Gene Ontology annotation, molecular function: poly(A)-specific ribonuclease activity; nucleic acid binding.